AUAGGCUCACUCAAUUUCAGUAAAUAAUUUAAAUUUGGAACACAGCAUCAUCGUUUUCACAGCUUUUUUGUUGUUAAAGGUAGCGUGUUUUAAUGUAGAGUUCUAAAUCUUUUUCAAAGGCACAAAAGACAGGUCGGGUAUUGAGAAACUUACACAUAUGAAUAUAAAACUUAACCAAUAAAAUAAUGAGGUUGCAAAGGUAAAAUUCCUUUUCAAGUUUGUUUUAAUACAGUGUAAAACCAAAUAUCACAUCUUUAAAACAAAGCACACAUUUGUCAUGAAUAUUGUUGUUCUCUGUUAGUUUUUUUUUUAAGUUUAUUUAUAAAUUUCAACAUUUACAAACAGUUGAGAAACAAUAAUCAAAAUAAGAUAAACAACAGUAUAAAAACAGUACAAAACAGCGCCAGGGGGUUUGUUAAGUUUUAUGUUUUUAAAGUGUGCUCCAAACGCAUCACGUCACAACAAGGGAGGAGACUUAAGCAAUUUCUUCUCUGUGAUUCGUCGAUGUUGGUGUCAAUCAUUCUUUCCCAUUUUUUUGUCUGGACCAAUCACCGCUCCGAGUGGGUCUGUCAAUCAAGGAAGCGCCCGCCCCACUGCAGGUGCAAAGCUGGGCUCCGAGCUAACUGCUGCAGCGAAGGCUAGGAGAACAGCAUCAUUUCACGAUGGCGUCCGCAAAUGCCACCUAUGGCCAAAAGGAGUCCUCGGACCAGAACUUCGACUACAUGUUUAAAAUCCUCAUCAUCGGCAACAGCAGCGUCGGGAAGACGUCCUUCCUCUUCCGCUAUGCAGACGACUCCUUCACGCCUGCGUUCGUCAGCACGGUCGGCAUCGACUUCAAGGUGAAGACCAUCUACAGGAACGACAAGAGGAUAAAGCUGCAGAUCUGGGACACAGCUGGCCAGGAGCGCUACAGGACCAUCACCACAGCUUAUUACAGAGGAGCCAUGGGCUUCAUCCUCAUGUAUGACAUCACCAAUGAGGAGUCCUUUAACGCUGUGCAAGACUGGUCCACCCAGAUCAAGACUUACUCGUGGGACAAUGCUCAAGUGCUGCUGGUGGGCAACAAGUGCGACAUGGAGGACGAACGUGUGGUGGCUACAGAGAGAGGCCGGCAGCUGUCAGAGCAGCUCGGCUUUGAGCACUUUGAAGCGAGCGCCAAGGACAACAUCAACGUGAAGCAGACCUUCGAGAGGCUGGUGGACAUCAUCUGCGAGAGGAUGUCCGACACGCUGGACAACAGCGACCCCACCGUCACCGGAGCCAAACAAGGGCCGCAGCUCACCGAGCAGCCGCAGAGGUCCCAUCAGGACUGUGCUUGCUAAAUGCAUCACACACACACACUACAUUUGUUCUCCUGAGGUCCAUAUAACUUUUUAAAGUCAUGUUAUCAGUUGAUGUCAUGUAAACCUGCACACAUCCAUGUGUCACAAACACAGGCGCUGACUGCUGCUGAGAUUGUCGUCUUAUAUCCUCCUCGUAGUCCCAAAGAUUAAAUCACAGGCGAGCUCUAAAUGGUGGCAAUGUAGUCACGUCUUCUAACACGCAGACAUUCCCAUGUUCCGCUGCAUGUACAGUACACAUGUAUAGUACACAUGUAUAGUACGCAUGUACAGUACACAUGUACAGUACGCAUGUACAGUACGCAUGUACAGUACACAUGCACAGUACGCAUGCAGCGUGCUGGAUUCAAACUAUGCUUUUAGCCCUUGUGCAACCAUUUUUCAAACUUACACCAUUUACACAUUUUUCAACCGAUUCAAACCAUUCCACCUUCGACACAUUCCAACAAUCUGCGAAUUCAAACGACCCUUUUUCCAAGUUCCAAAAAAUUCCAGGAUUUUCCAGAAUUUCAGGUUUUCCGGGACAUUUUUCCCAUUCAAAAUGAAUUGGCAAUUUUCAAACUUCCAUCAUUUCCACAUUUUUUCAACCGAUUCAAACCAUUGCACCUUCGAAACACUCCACCAAUCUGCGAAUUUAAACGACCCUUUUUUCAAGUUGAAAAUAUUUCCAGGAUUUUCCAGAAUUCCUAGUUUUCCAAAGCCCUAUUUCCACCCUUUUUUCUGGCAACUACUCUUCCCAAAUGUUUCAACCGAUUAAAACCAUUCCACCUUCAACACAUUCCACCAAUCUGUGAAUUCAAACUACCCUUUUUCCAAGUUAAAAAAAAAUUCAGGAUUUUCCAGAAUUCCAGGUUUUCCGGGACAUUUUUCCCAUUCAAAAUGAAUUGGCCAUUUUUCAAACUUCCAUCAUAAUCACAUUUUUCUACCGAUUCAAACAAUUCCACCUUCGACACAUUCCACCAAUCUGCGAAUUAAAACUACCCUUUUUCCAAUUUGAAAAAAAUUCCAGAAUUUUCCAGAAUUCCUGGUUUUCCAAAGCUCUAUUUCCACCCUUUUUUCCGGCGACUACUCUCCCGCAUUUUUCAACCUAUUCAAACCAUUCCACCUUCAACACAUUCCACCAAUCUGUGAAUUCAAACUACCCUUUUUCCAAUUUGAAAAAAAUUCCAGGAUUUUCCAGAAUUCCUGGUUUUCCAAAGCCCUAUUUCCACCCUUUUUUCUGGCAACUACUCUUCCCAAAUGUUUCAACCUAUUCAAACCAUUCCACCUUCGACACAUUUCAACAAUCUGCGAAUUCAAACUACCCUUUUUCCAAGUUCCAAAAAAUUCCAGGAUUUUCCAGAAUUUCAGGUUUUCCGGGACAUUUUUCCCAUUCAAAAUGAAUUGGCAAUUUUCAAACUUCCAUCAUUUCCAAAUUUUUCAACCGAUUCAAACCAUUGCACCUUCAACACACUUCACCAAUCUGCGAAUUCAAACUACCCUCUUUCCAAUUUGAAAAAAAUUCCAGGAUUUUCCAGAAUUCCUGGUUUUCCAAAACUGUAUUUCCACCCUUUUUUCUGGCGACUACUCAUCCCAAAUUUUUCAACCUAUUCAAACAAUUCCACCUUCAACACAUUCCACCAAUCUGUGAAUUAAAGCUACCCUUUUUCCAAUUUGAAAGAAAAAUUCCAGGAUUUUCCAGAAUUCCUGGUUUUCCAAAGCCCUAUUUCCACCCUUUUUUCCGGCAACUACUCUUCCCAAAUGUUUCAAUCUAUUCAAACCAUUCCACCUUCAACACAUUCCACCAAUCUGUGAAUUCAAACUAUUCUUUUUCCAAGUUCAAAAAAAUUCCAGGAUUUUCCAGAAAUCCAGGUUUUCCGGCCCAUUUUUUCCCAUUCAUAAUUAAUUGGCCAUUUUUCAAACUUCCACCAUUUCCACAUUUUUCAACCAAUUCAAACAAUUCCACCUUCGACACUUUCCACCAAUCUGUGAAUUCAAACUACCCUUUUUCCAUGUUCAAAAAAACUCCAGGAUUUUCCAGAAUUCCUGGUUUUCCAAAGCCCUAUUUCAACCCUUUUUUUCUGGUGACAUAUCCUCCCACAUUUAUCAACCUAUUCAAACCAUUCCACCUUUGACACAUUCCACCAAUCUGCAAAUUCAAACUACCCUUUUUCCAAGUUAAAAAAAAAUUCAGGAUUUUCCAGAAUUCCAGGUUUUCCGGGACAUUUUUCCCAUUCAAAAUGAAUUGGCCAUUUUUCAAACUUCCACCAUUUCCACAUUUUUCAACCAAUUCAAACCAUUCCACCUUCAACACACUACAUCAAUCUGCGAAUUCCAACUACCCUUUUCCAAGUUGAAAAAAUGUUCAGGAUUCCUGGUUUUCCAAAGCCCUAUUUCCAACCUUUUUUCCGUUGACUACUCCUCCCGCAUUUUUCAACCGAUUCAAACCAUUCCACAUUCAACACAUUCCACCAAUUUGCGAAUUCAAACGACCCUUUUUUCCAAGUAAAAAAAAAAAUACAGGUUUUCCAGGACAUUUUUCCCAUUCAAAAUUAAUUGGCCAAUUUUCAUUUUAAAACGGGGGCCACAUGGAGAAAAAUCUACUCCCAAGUGGGCCGGAUUGUUAAAAUCACGGCACGAUAACUUAAAAAUAAAGACAACUUCAGAUUGAUUUUUUUUGUUUCAAACUAGAACAAGCACAUUUUGAAAAUGUUAAAAUCGUCAUGUUGUUGGGGUUUAUUUACACUUACAUGUUGCGGUUAAUACUAUUCUAUCUUUAUUUGUCGCUAUUUAUAUUUUCUGAAUAAAUUGUGUGGUAAUGUUCAUCAGUCAACUCAUUGGAGUUAAUUUUCAAUCUAUCAAGAUAAAAAAAAUCACAUCAAAAUCAAAUUACAGUAUUUUAUUUAUGUAGUUUGAUCAUUUUCCUCGACUGAUGUACUGACGUGGUUUAUUUUGUACAUAUGUAGCAUUAUCUACAAAGAUACAAAGAAUUGCUAUAGCGACCUCCAGUGGACACAUCUAGAACAGCUGUUUCUUUCAUUCAACAAUUUCAGGUUAAUUUUCGCGGGCCGUACAUUUGACACCCCUGCUUUACAUACUUACUCUUAUGAUCCAAAAGUGACACUCUCAUAAACACUUUUUUUUUUUAAGCUUUCAACGCUUUACAUUUUUAAACAUCUUAGAUUUGAUAUUACAUUUCUGUGGCCUAUUUGUCCCCCCAAAAAAUAUUUUUCUACAAUGGGAAAAUGCAAAAUAGAUAUUUCUAAAGAUGUGUUGCAGACUGGAAUAUAUUGGAAAUUACUGCCUUAAAUAAGUCAAUAAUUCAUGACAACUUUUAUUUUGAUACAAUAGACCCAAAUGUAUUUUUUACAGUGUCUACUGAGCUAGAAUUGGAGGGAAAGCAGGCAGGACUUGGUUGAGUUUAUUGAUAGCUGCCAUUUCGGGUGUCAUUUCCAUUGCAUUGCAGCAGUUUAAUGGCAGGUUAACUCAUUUACACUCAUCAAAACUCUGAGAAUUAUGCUCAUAUUAAGCUAAGGGGCGCAAUUACACCAAAACAAUGAAAUUAGUUUUUUUGUGGGAAAAACAUAGUAAUAUACCAAGAUUAGAGUCCAUUAAAAACAGCAUUUAUAAUGGGAGUCAAUGGAAAGUGUGUAUACUUUUAUAUUCUAUUCUAACAUUGCCAUCCAAAACACCACAUUUCACACGACAAACCUUCAUACUGAUCCAUCAUAUCACAUAAAGAACAUGUCAUGCUCGUUUUUGCACAAGGGUUAUUUAAGCAUCAUUCCGUCAACCCUUCUUGUUUGCUCAUGAGGUCCGAACCACACCCGUCGACAUCUGCAUUGAAACGCAAAGGGACAUUUUCCAGAAUAUUGUCGCCUGCAGUGAAAGUUACAAUAGGUUUAAAAACAAAAAAUACGAUAUUUAAACGGCAGAAAAACGGGAAAGAAGUUGCAGAAGUCUCCCAUAGAAAACGUGUGUGGGAUUUGACCGGUAUUGUCAAGAGUAUUUGGACCGACUCUACCUUCGUUCUCACUUCAAAUGUUGUGUGGAUUGUGUUUGUUCAGGUGACAUCAUCGGUCCGCCCGCGUUUAUCGAGCUUUAAACCUGACGGGGGAAGUAAAAGGUCAUUUCAAAAUAUUAGUCAAAUUGUUUUACGCCUUCCUAGCUUUUUAACUUCAAAACGUGUGUUUACAAGAGCCUGCGGUGGACAGCAUCUUUUUUUCAUUUAUUUAUUUAUUUAAAAUGUUUUGCUAAUCUAACCAGUCUGGCGCUGCAUCCACUCUGUGCUGCUUCAUAGUCUGUUUUUAUUAGGAACGAGACGAGCGUGUAAAUGUUUGAGCUACCGUAUUUCCUUGAAUUUCCGCCAGGUAUAUAGUAUGCGCCUGACUAGAAUUACUGCCGGGUCAAACUCCUUUCGCAAAAUAAUAUUUUUAUUCGCGCAUGUCUAGAAAUUCCGCCGGGUCAAACUCCUUUCGCAAAAUAAUUAGCAUAUACCUAGAAUUUCCGCCGGGUCAAACUCGUCACGUCACGAGUGACACUUCACCUGUCAUCAUUUUCAAAAUGGAGGAGGCUGAUUUCUAUCAUUUGAAAUCGCAUAAAGGGAAGAAAAUUAAGAGCUAUUCAGUAGGAUUUAAGGUCCAAGCUAUUGAAUAUGCUAAAAAGAACAGUAAGCAGCUCUGUUUUAUUAAUAUACCGUAGCUGCGUGUGUCAAAUAUGAGUCAUUAAAUGACUCCCGCUACAUGGUGGUAGAGGGCGCUAGUGAUCCUUCUUGCGACUACUCGGCUGCAGAAGAAGUGACAACAAGCAGCAAGAGUGAGCAGCAUGUGUUCAUUUUUUCCUCCCGCUUGCACUUUUAACAUGGAGGAUUACAUAUAUAAAAUAAAACCGUUUUCUAAACUGGACUUUCAUUCGAAGCAGGAGGUAAUAGAGGAAGAUCUCCAUCGAGACAGAGAGACUUUUAAAACUGAAGAAAGAUAAGGAAGACUUCUAUAAACAAGUUAUCGAUGCUUUUGAUCAGAAGGAGCUGCGCAUGGACUACAUUUAUAAGUAAAUGUAAGACCAUAAUAACGUUUUUUUUAUUAAAUGUGCUUUUCAUGAUGGUAUCCCUACAUCACACUCAAAUUUUUAAGCGCAGGCCUAAAUUUACCGCAUGCCUUUGGUAAGCGCCGGAGUGAGAAGAGAUUUUAAAUCAAUUAACACCCCGGCGGCAAUUCAAGGAAAUACGGUACGCGUUUUUGAAACACAGAACGAACCUCUACACAUAAAAGUAUUUAUAAUGUGCUUAGUUUGCAUUGUUGGCAGACUGGAUGGUUUGAGUUCAGAGUUCAAACCGUGCUUCUCCAUAAUCAAAGACAUGCGAUCCAGCGGCAACGUCAACUUGCACUGGAGCGUUAUUUUUGGAAGGGAAGGCACGUUUAAUGUCCAAUCUGCUAUUGACUUUAGUGUGUGUGUGCAGUGCAGACACUCUUUUUUAUUUAUAACUUAUUUAUUUUACUCUUUACGCGUUCUAAAGAAGUUUUACAAGCCCGAGACGCGUCCUGGGGAGGAGAGUUCAGACAUUCCAGUCAUCGGUGGGUAGCUCGUUUGUCUUCUCAUAUCAGUUAUGUAACCUUUUGAAGACUGUUCUCACGGAGCAAUAAGCGCCCGUUUGAAUUUCCCAGCACGAGCCGGUCCUUCCACGGCCGCGCUUUUGACGAAUUGUCCUGUCCACACAACUAAAUAUAGACGUCAACGUUUCCAUAUUCCUGUUUGUCUGGCACCGUCAACACCUGUCGCGGCUCCGUGGCUACGCUGAAAAGUUACCACAAGAAACCUGGUUUCACUUUGGAACCCUUUUUGUGUUCCUGUUGUUUUGCCACGGCUGUAGGCGACCUCCCCCCUGUGUCACCACUCUUGUAAAUACUGCCCGUCUGGAACUAGUUGUGUGAAUCGUGCUGUAAUAACUGUAAUGCCAGAUUUUGCUGAAAUGAGGGAUCAAUAAAAAAAUCCUCGCAGCUGGAUGUGGUUGACGUGCUACAAUGACUCCCAAAUGUCAGUCCUUGACUCACGUCGACCUUGUGUCCAGCAGAGGGCGUCACAAGCGAGAA
Messenger RNA from Nerophis ophidion (straightnose pipefish), 7408 nucleotides. RefSeq names its product ras-related protein Rab-3A-like. Lineage: Eukaryota; Metazoa; Chordata; Actinopteri; Syngnathiformes; Syngnathidae. Gene Ontology annotation, biological process: axonogenesis; protein secretion; regulation of synaptic vesicle fusion to presynaptic active zone membrane. Gene Ontology annotation, cellular component: synaptic vesicle membrane; endosome; axon. The coding region runs from base 663 to 1322 and encodes 219 amino acids. Gene Ontology annotation, molecular function: GTPase activity; GTP binding. The record is from RefSeq and is a predicted model, not a curated record. The transcript is spliced from 5 exons.